AUGGAUAUUCACCGGUGCCGAUUCGUCCGUUAUCCUGCAUCAGCAAUUAAUGCGGUCGCUUUUACGCACUCGGCGCUUCCCGUGGUCUCGUCGAGCAAGAAGUACCUCCAAAAGAAUAUCCAGGUGCGCUUGGCUAUCGGUCGAGCCAAUGGGGACAUUGAGAUCUGGAACCCGUUGAACGGCGGGUGGUAUCAGGAAGUUAUCAUUCCUGGCGGCAAGGAUCGCAGCGUCGAUGGCUUAGUUUGGGUCACAGAUCCCGACGAGGAGAUGGCUGAUGGCAAGAUCAUUCACGGCAAGUCGCGGCUUUUCAGCAUUGGCUAUACCACAACGAUCACAGAAUGGGAUUUGGAGAAGGCGCGAGCGAAGAAGCAUGCUAGCGGUCAGCAUGGUGAAAUUUGGUGCUUUGGUGUUCAACCUCUUCCACACAAGGCCAACGCCGCGGCUGCCCAGAAUCGCAAGCUAGUCGCGGGAACCGUCGACGGCAACCUGGUACUCUACUCCAUCGAGGACGGCGACCUCAAGUUUCAGAAGACGCUCACCAGGACCCCAUCAAAGAAGACGAAGUUCGUCAGUAUUGCCUUCCAGUCCCACAAUAUUGUCAUCGUUGGCUGCUCAAACAGCACCAUCUGCGCUUAUGACGUCCGAACCGGCACAAUGUUGCGGCAAAUGACACUUGGAACCGAUCUCACGGGUGGUUCUAAGAAUAUCAUCGUGUGGGCUGUUAAGUGCUUGCCAAACGGCGACAUUGUGUCAGGCGAUUCAACUGGCCAGGUGUGCAUUUGGGAUGGCAAAACGUAUACUCAGGCGCAGCGAAUCCAGAGUCACACACAGGAUGUUUUAUGCUUGUCAGUCAGCGCGGAUGGCUCCAAGAUUAUUUCGGGAGGAAUGGACCGUCGGACGGCGGUUUAUGAACCCAUGGCCGGGCAGAGCGGUCGCUGGUCAAAGGUUUUCCACCGGAGAUACCACCAGCACGAUGUCAAAGCGAUGGCAUCCUUCGAGGGCAAGGGGAUGAGUGUCGUGGUUUCUGGAGGUUCCGAUGCAAGUCCUAUUGUCCUCCCCCUUCGUGCGCUAGGGAAAGAGUUUCACAGAACCCUUCCCCAUCUCCCGCAACAUCCUACCGUGUUGAGUGCACCAAAAGCGCGCUAUAUUCUGAGCUGGUGGGAAAACGAAAUUCGAAUCUGGCAUCUACUCAACUCAGCACAACAAUUCCUCGAUGACCCUCAAGCUCCCUUGAACUUGCGCAAAAAUCGCAAAUUCCUUGCACAAGUCCUUAUUAAGGGGGCUUCUCACAUAACUUCAGCCUCCAUCAGUGAAGACGGAACCCUCCUAGCUGCUUCAACCCCCACAGAUGUCAAGGUUUUCCACCUUGACCCAGCCGCAGCCCAAAGAAAUGGCCAACUUUACAUUAAGAAGGUGAAUAUGACAGGAACAGGACUGGGCGCAACAAGAGUCCAAAUCUCUCCGGAUAAGAGAUGGAUAUGCUGGGCAGAGGAAGGCAGCAAGGUCAUGAUCUCCAGGGUGCAUGCCACUGAAUCCGCCGACGGUAUUUCCUAUACCGUUUCUGUCCCUCACAAGUUGCACCGACUCCGGCGGCAAAUACCUAAACACAUUCUCCUUGGCGGACUCGGUUCUUACGACCGGAAUGUUAGCCAAAUCGCCUUUUCUGCUGACAGCAGGAUGCUCAGCGUCGCCGACUUGGCGGGCUACAUCGAUACUUGGGUAUUACGUGGCCCAGGGGAGGGGGUGAACGGCACAGGUGGCGAAGACAGCGAUGGUGAGUCCGCUGCAUCAUCAAGCGAUUCGUCAGACGAGAAGUCAGAAGAUAUCGCUGGUGAGCGAUGGGCACGCAAUCCCAAAGCAGCCAUGAUUCCAAAGCUUUCUGCUGCCCCUGUGGUGCUGUCAUUCUCUCCAACUCCGCGUGACGACGGCGACUAUGACUUACUCGUCGUUACGACAUUGAAGCAGCUCUUAAUAUUCAACCCUCUACGUGGCAUGCUUUCUGAGUGGUCACGCCGCAACACCUACCCGAAGCUUCCCGAGCCUUUCCGGGACACCCGCGACCAAGUCAAGGGCAUUGUUUGGCAAGGGCAGAGAGCAUGGUUCUAUGGAGUUGCUUCGCUGUUUAUGUUUGAUCUUUCUCAAGACUUUUCCCCAGAAAAGGACCUGGUUGAAACGAACGGGCACAAGCAGGGAACCAAGCGGAAGCGUGGGGCCCAUGAAUCUGGUGCUGGAAGCAAAAUCGAGAAGCAUUCUCUUGUCCCGCAAAGAAUUAGAGCUGCCUCUGCGCCCGACGGCACCAAGUGGGAGGACAUUGAGAUGGUUGAUGCAGACGACCAAAAGAGUGUUGGCGUAAGCAGCGGGGUUGAUGAUGACGACGACGAGACCGACGGCAGUGAGCUGCAGCGUCUCCGGGAGGAGAAUCGGGAAGCGAACUCGUCGGCUAAUGCAGAGAAAGAGGGUCCGUCGAGGGCGAAAUGGUGGCAUACGUACCAGUUCCGUCCCAUUAUGGGCAUUGUUCCUAUCGAGGGGAUGAUGGAGAAGAAGUUGGGUGCUGUUGAAGGGAUUCCGCCACUUGAAGUCGCCUUGAUCGAGCGGCCACUUUCUGAGGAUGACUUGCCCGAGAGGUAUUUCGCCGAGGGCGAGUGGGAAAGGUAG
Messenger RNA from Thermochaetoides thermophila DSM 1495, 2655 nucleotides. RefSeq lists its product as uncharacterized. Gene Ontology annotation, cellular component: small-subunit processome; t-UTP complex; 90S preribosome. Lineage: Eukaryota; Fungi; Ascomycota; Sordariomycetes; Sordariales; Chaetomiaceae. The transcript has 2 exons. Gene Ontology annotation, molecular function: RNA binding; protein binding. The record is from RefSeq and is a predicted model, not a curated record. Bases 1 to 2655 code for a protein of 884 amino acids. Gene Ontology annotation, biological process: maturation of SSU-rRNA from tricistronic rRNA transcript (SSU-rRNA, 5.8S rRNA, LSU-rRNA).